GCUAUAUUCACUAUUCAAUGUCAUUCGCCCCUUACCGCAGGUUGAUUCAAAGAUAUUCGGUUUGUUUCUUCACAAACUCGAACGCGAGCGGCCGCCGGUCACAAUUUCUGGUAUCGACUCCGGCGACGAUUCAGGUUCCAUCCUUCCUUCUAUUGCCUGGUCUCAAAUUACAACUCUUUAGCUACUAAUUGGUACUAUGGGUUUCCCGCCACCGCGAACUUGAUCAGGAACAAUUGAAUUGAAUAUUAAGUUAGAUUUUGGAUUUGUGUUCUGUCUGCUUAAGAUGCUUUCUGCGAGGAAAUUCAGCCACGGGAGAGCUUCAGUUUGCCCUUGUGUUUUAUAUGUUGUACAAGCAUCGUAUGCUAGUUUAAGUUUAGCUGGGUUGUUUGAAUCUCAGGUUCGAGCUUAUUCAAAUGUUGGGUAUGUUUCUGGGUCUGUUACUUCUUAUUGUUUGGCCAAGCCCAUUGUGCAAGAUUGUAUUUUGGGAUUACCCAAAAAGUCCAUAUCUGAAGUCGGUUCAUUUUCGACUAUGGCUGGAACAAUCUUGGUCCAGGCUCGAGACCCGGCUAAGUUAAAUGUGGAGAUACAAAAUGCAGUUGAUGAGCAUAGACUAAAUGAUGCGUGGAAGUUUUAUGAGCAGUAUAUGCAGAUGGAUGGGUUUCCUAGGAAAUCUGUUGUUAAUAAGCUUUUAGCGGGUUUUGUAGAAAGCUGUGAUGUUCAGUGGCUUGAGAAGGCUUAUGGGUUGGUAGAGCAGGCUAUUGGGGAAAGCAAACAGAACUUGUUGGAGAGAAACACGCUGAUUUAUGUUUCUUCUGGUCUUGCGAGAGCUGGGUUACCAGUUCCUGCAUCGACUGUUUUGAGAAGAAUGGUAGAAAUGGAAGAAUACCCUCCUGUUGCUGCUUGGUCUGCUGUCUUGGCAUACAUGUCUCAAACAGCUCAAGGGGCUUAUGUUGCUGCUGAGUUGAUUCUUGAGAUAGGUUACUUGUUCCAAGAUCACAGGAUCGACCCACGUAAGAAGUGUAAUGCACCUCUGAUUGCUAUGAAGCCUAAUACUACUGCUUUCAACAUUGCUUUGGCUGGUUGUCUCUUGUUUGGAACAACUAAGAAAGCAGAGCAUCUCCUUGACAUGAUGCCUCGAGUUGGUAUCAAAACGGAUGCUAACUUAUUGAUAUUAAUGGCACAAAUAUACGAGAGAAAUGGACGGAGAGAUGAGCUUAGAAAACUUCAAAGAUACGUAGAUGAAGCCCAUAACCUAAGUGAUGUCCAGUUUCGCCAGUUCUACAAUUGCUUGCUGGCAUGCCAUUUGAAAUUUGGGGAUCUAGACUCUGCAUCUAACAUGGUUUUGGAAAUGCUGCGGAAAGCAAAAGAAGCAAGAGGUUCUCUUGCAGUAGCAACUCUGGUAUUUGAUGCUGCUGGAAGGGGAAGCAAGUUCCCUCAUGGAGUUAAUUCUGGAUCCUGGCAUUAUUCAAGCCAUGGAGAAUCAUAUGCUUAUGGAGACAAUAGGUUACCAGGUAAUCUUGUAUUAUCUUACGAAGAGUUUUCAAGGGAUAGAAAUUUCUUGAGACUUGAGGGUGAGGCUAAGGAAGUGCUGGGUGCAUUGUUAGCUAAAUUGCAGAGCCAAGUUGAAUUGGUAACAACUGACCGCGGUAUCCUCCAGCCAACUGAAAAAAUAUUUGCGAAAUUAGUCAAGGCCUUUCUAGAAGCAGACAAAACCAAGGAUUUGGCUGCCUUUCUUAUAAAGGCAGAUAAAGAAGAUUCCCCAGCUUCCAAUGAUGACUCAGCCUUGGUUCAUGUCAUUAAUUCAUGCAUAUCGCUUGGAUGGUUAGACAAGGCACAUGACCUUCUUGAUGAAAUGUGCUUGGCUGGUGUAAGAACUGGUUCUUCUGUAUACGCCGCUCUUUUAAAAGCAUAUUGUGAAGCAAACCAAGCCGGAAAUGCAGCAUCACUAUUAAGAGAUGCUCGUAAGGCUGGUAUCCAGCUAGAUGCAAGCAGUUAUGAGGCACUGAUCCAAUCGAAGGUGCUUCAAAAUGAUACACAGGGAGCUCUUCAUUUGUACACAGAGAUGAGAGAGGCUAAGAUUCCAAAAGCCGGUCAUCAGGAGUUUGAGAGGUUGGUGAAGGAAUGUGCAGAGGGUUGUGAACCGAGGUUGAUGGUAAAGCUGUUGCAGGAAAUAAAGGAAGGGCAGGUGACGUUGGAUUCUGCGGUUCAUGACUGGAACAAUGUAAUCCACUUUUUCUGCAGGAAGAGAUUGAUGCAAGAUGCUGAGAAGGCUCUGAAAAAGAUGAGAAGUCUGGGGCAUGCCCCAAAUGCUCAAACUUUCCAUUCUAUGGUUACUGGGUAUGCUGCUGUAGGAGGAAAGUAUAUAGAGGUAACAGAGCUGUGGGGAGAGAUGAAGUCUCUAGCUUAUAACACCUCAAUGAAAUUUGAUCAGGAACUCCUGGAUUCUGUUCUUUACACUUUCGUUAGGGGUGGGUUUUUCAGUAGAGCAAAUGAAGUCUUGGACAUGAUGGAGAAAGCGAAGAUGUUCAUUGACAAGUACAAGUACAGAACACUCUUCUUGAAGUACCAUAAAACACUUCACAAAGGCAAAGCUCCCAAAUUCCAGACAGAAUCCCAACAUAAAAGGAGAGAAGCAGCAUUAGCAUUUAAGAACUGGAUAGGAGUGUGCUGAGUGAACUGUCUUUGUAGUUUGUAUUAUCUGCUUCAUGCAUUCCGUGGCUUGAAUCUGACGAACUUGAUGCUGAAAAAAUCUGGGAAAGAGGAUGUUGAUCGGCCGUUCUAGACCAUUAUCUUGAUGUAGUAGUAAUACAGAGAUUUACUUGGUUUAUGAGGCAAGUAUACUAAUUUUCAGAAGCAGGUCUAUGGUUGUGACCGGGACUGAUCUCAGAAUUGUUGUGCUGCAGAUAUCAAAAUAUAUAGAAGUUUGUUAUGGACCAAAAAUGGUGUAAUUCAGAUGAAGGAAAUAAUUGCCACCAACAAAUUAGAGUCCGAGAGCUUGAGAUGAUGCAAUCUCAUAAUAGAGAAGAGACCGCUGAUUAUAGAAAGAACAGCAUAAAAACAGAUGACUAUGAGUAAGUUGCUCCACAUGGGGAUUCUUUCAGUACGCAAUUGUGUUUGAUCAGCAAUAAAUCAAACCCAACUUAAAUUUCUGGGGAGAGGUAUGGACUGUGUUUUGACUUGUUGGUACCUGAAGGAUGGCAUCGUUUGUACCAUGUCAACUCAAAAACAUUUUGUUUCAUUUGAGGGUUGAUACACAAGCUACCAAAACAGCAACAUAGUUGCAGACUAUUUCAACGUUAUUUCAUGAGCAUCGGUGCCACAUUUAGGACGAUGUAUUCCGGUCUAAGCACGCAUAUAAGUUAAUCUGUAGAGGCAAUUUAAAACAACCCCCAAUCGCCCUUCAAAACAAAAAAGCUUUUCUGGACUGGUUAUCGCAACACUCACCCGCCUUGAUAGCACCAUCAUCU
Molecule: messenger RNA, 3467 nt
Organism: Rosa chinensis
Lineage: Eukaryota; Viridiplantae; Streptophyta; Magnoliopsida; Rosales; Rosaceae
Product: pentatricopeptide repeat-containing protein At1g03100, mitochondrial
Exons: 2
Coding region: 284-2671 (795 amino acids)
Molecular function (GO): protein binding
Source: RefSeq, a predicted model, not a curated record